Molecule: messenger RNA, 1500 nt
Organism: Durusdinium trenchii
Lineage: Eukaryota; Dinophyceae; Suessiales; Symbiodiniaceae
Source: the annotation of a GenBank genome assembly
AUGCGGAGUUGGUCCGAGCCCGACGACGACGGCUCGGACCUUGCGUCGAGCGAUGGCAGUGCUUCUGAUGUGGACACCAGCGAUGAUGAGGACUUCUCCGGCGUGCCGUUGGUGGCCAUCUCCUUCAACAUCACCAAAGGAAUCGUGGGCAUUGGCAUUCUGAGCCUCCCUGCGGGUGUGGCGGAGGGCACCGGGCUGAUUCCGGCCAUGAUCAUUUUGGUCCUCAUGUACCUAGCGACCUGGAGCAAUGCUUCCGGUGCCAUGAAACACCGAGAGACGAAAUGCUUCGCCGGACGGGUUUGGCAGAUGAGACCGUCAUGGGGCAUCCUCCCGGUGCUUCGGAGGCCCUUUUCGCCGUGGAUUUCAGCUGUUCAACCUGAGGCGAUGCUCUACACCUUCUGGUCCUUGGGUCGCUGCUGCGAGGCUACUCAUUGCAAAACCCACGGAGGCAUUGCCUUUGCCCUUCGCAAGAGCCAUGUCUUCGGCAGCAUCAUGGAGAUCACCAACAUCACUGGCACGAUCUUUGGCUGUGCGGGCUAUGCCAUCGUCAUCGGCAAGAGCAGUCAGGGCUUGUGGCAGUCUAUCGGUGUGGAGGAUGGCUGGUAUGCCAGCGCGCGGGGCAGCUUCGUGAUUAUCCUGUGCUUCAUCUUGCUGCCCUUAUGUUUGCUCCGCGAUUUGUCCAAGCUGGCCUUCACCAGCUUCAUCGGUGUGGCGUGUGAGCUCUUCGUGGUGUUCUUCAUGGUGUGCCGCUACUUCGGCGGAGACUACCACCCGGGAGGUCAAUUCUACGACCCCAAGAAUUCUGCGAGCAGCACAGGAAUCGAACUCUUCACGAUCGACAGUUCAGUCUUCUUCCUGGUGGGGAGCUGCGUCAACGCCUUCGUGGCACAUUGGAACUCGCCAAAGUUUUAUCAUCAGCUGAGGAACCGUGGCACUCGACGAUUCCUCAUAGCGGUGUCCUUGGGCUUCAGUAUGGCCUUGGUGCUCUACCUGGUUUGCAUGGCUGUGGGGUAUCUCACGUUCGGGGCCCAUUGCCACGGCGACAUCUUGCACAACUACUCUGCCCAUGAUGAUUUGGCCUCAAUCUCCAGAGUGGCCAUGCUCUUCGCAACGAUCUUCGGCUUCCCCAUCAAUUUCACAGGUUUACGCACGGCCUCCUUGACCCUCCUGGGCUUCAGCUCUCGACGCCGCGUUUGGGUCUCGGUGAACCUCGUGCUGCUGACGAUUAUAGGCAUUCUGGGCUGCACCUUCACUGACCUUGGACUCCUGUCUGCCUUGGUGGGUGGUUCAGUUGGUGCUUUGGUGACCCUCGUUUACCCAGGGCUGAUGAUGAUGUGGACCUACAGCAACAGAAAGGACCCCUACAUCAAGGGGGUCUUCCGAGCCAUCGAAGGCAGACCUUUGGCAUGUGCCCUCAUUGCUUUCGGCUGUGCGAUGGCCGUGGUUGGCACAUAUCAAGUCAUCCGCAAGCGUCUCACCACCUCCCACAGCAGUGAAUGA